GUUUGGGUGCAUCCUGUUUGGCUAGUCAGACAGCGGCAUUUUGACUGUGGUCUAGCUGUCCGGGAUAUACACCGCCACCACAGGAGUUGCAAUGCGCUAUCGCGAGCGAGGUGCUACAAGGAUGAUGGCAACCGUUCACCCCAAUAGCUCCAGCCUGAUCCCCCUGCUCGAGUGCUUGGAGGAUUCCUCUGUCCCUCCGACAGAACAGACGGACGCCUACCUGACGAUUGCGAACCGUCUCAGUGGAGAAGAUGGACGACAGUUUAUUCCUGCAGUUUUAAAAGACGUUUCACGGCUUAGUGAGGUAUUAAAGGGGCACAUUUUGAGUCGGAAUACGGAGCUCUGCCAAGCAGCGCUGCAGGCUUUGGGUUACUGUGUGUUUCACAGCAGCGUCGUCUCUGGCAUCCCAGAAAGCAAAGCCGAAGAACUGCUUUUGGCUCUCAACACUAUCGCUAUCAAAUCGGCCGAUAAGAACAUAUGCACGAGAGCGCUUUGGGUGAUUUCGAAGCAGAACUUCUCGCCUGAACUAAUUGGCCAAAAGGUGCCUGAAAUUCUAAAAACGCUAGAAGCAGUGCGAGCCAGGGAAGACAUACAGUCUGCUGUAGUGGAACAUGAAGCUCUGAACGUUAUUAUAAGGCUGCUGGAGCAGGCUCCUGUUCAGAUGGGCGAGGGCGCGGUCAGGUGGGCCAAGCUGGUCGUUCCCCUAGUGGUCCACUCGGCGUCCAAGGUGCGCCUGCGGGCGGCGGCCGCCCUGGAGAUGGGCAUGCCGCUUCUGGUCGAGAAGCAGCAGGAGGUGGCUGCCAUUGCAGAGCCCCUCAUGGCCAGCAAGCUGAUACCAGAAUUGCAGAAAUUGUUUCUGUCCAAAAACGAGAGCAACGUGCUGAAGCUCUGGCCCUUAUUCGUCAGGUUGCUGGGAAGGUCUCUGCACCGCGGCGGGCCUUUCAUCAACGCCCUCUUGCACCUGGAAGAGCUGGGCUUCCGGAGCAGCUCCCCCGUUGUGAAGAAAAUUGCCUUCAUUGCCUGGAAAAGCUUGAUUGAUAACUUCGCCCUGAAUCCAGACAUCCUGUGCAGUACCAAACGUCUGAAGUUACUGAUGCAGCCCCUCAGCUCUAUCCAAGUGAAGACUGAAGCUCUGACACUAACUAAACUGGAAGUGUGGUGGUAUUUGGUGGUGAAGCUAGGACCACAUCUUUCUACUAACUUUGAACAGGUGGGGGUUCCUUUGGUCCAGAGCACAAUAAGUAGUGACUCCGUUCUGCCGUCUCCUGCAACUCCUGCGAGAAACGCGUCGAACCCCAAUAGCACUGUUGGUCAGACGACGCCGAAAACGGGCCCUCACUCCUUCCCGGGCUCCGCUGCUACCCCCCGGAUGACUCUGAGCAGCAGCGUGCACCUGCUGCCGGCUUACCCCUCCAUCCAGCUGCUCGGCCUGGAGAUGCUGCUGCACUUCCUGCUGGGGCCCGAGGUGCAGGCGGUAUCCGCGCAGGAGAGGCUCCAGCUCAGCCUGGAACCUCUAACGCAUCCACUACUUGCCAGCACUUCGUUUUUCUGCAAGCAUUCAGGUGUAAUCAUCAGCGCUGUGAAGGAUGGCUUUGUUGCAAUUGGAAAGGAGGCUCCAGAUUCCUUGCUCAUUCUUAUCUGGAAGUAUUUGAUUGGAUUUGUGACAGCAGCAGUGGAGACAGCCGGCAGUAAGAAGGAGAGACAAGGCUCGGAGGCUUUGACCCUGCUGUUGCAAGCCCUGCAGUCUAUCGUGAGCUCAGAAGCACUUCCUGCUCAUCGAACCCUGGGUCUUCUUGAAGCCACAGUGAAAGGAAUCCCUCAGAAAAUAUUGGGGUCACCAGCCUACCAGGUAGCCAAUAUGGAUGUUUUAAAUGGAACUCCUGCACUGUUCCUGAUUCUCCUGUUCUAUCACAACAGCUUGCUAGGAUCCUGCUUAACAGAUGAGAGGUUUUUCCUCUGCUUGGAGACCCUGGUCAGCUCUGGUUUCUCUGGCCCCACGUCUCCACUGGCGUUCAGCGAAUCGGUUUUGAGCGUGGUCCACCGCAGUGCCGAUCGGAUGACUAACAAAGAGCAUCUCUGGAGGAUGUGGAGCAUCAUAGUCACCCCUCUGACUCAAAGCAUCAUGCAGACCAAUGAAGUGAACCAAGGGGAUGCUCUGGAACACAACUUCACUGCUGUGCACAGUGCCCUGAUGCUGCCCAUCACUCAUCUCCUGUCUGUGAAGGGAUUCCCACAGAUGACGAUGAAAUCCCUGUUGCGGACCUGGUCUGAGCUCUACAGGACGUUUGCUCGCUGCUCGGCUCUGGUGGCCACGGUGGAGGAGAAUGUCUGCUGCGAGGAGCUUUGCAUUAAGAUGGCGUCAGGGCUGGACAAAGAGGCUCUUUCGAACCCGUCGACGCUGGAAGCGGUCGUUAGCAUUUUAACGGUCAUUAUCGAAUGCGUGGACUUCUCGCCUUACACCCCCAAGUUUGCCGGCCUCGCCGGCCUCCUCUCCUCGCUCUUCGGCGGCCUGUCGCUGGCCGCCGCCAUCCGGGAGGCGCUGUCCCGGCUCGUCGCCCCCCUCGCCGUCUUCUACGAGCAGAGCGCCAAGACUCAAAAUGAUGUGCCAAAGUUUUAUUCCAGCCUUGGACUUAAGCUCGAGAAGCUGCUGGGAGAGAUUCUGACCUGCUUGCAGACUCGCUACACCAUGGCUUAUGACGAUGAACUUCUGGCACAGCUGGCUCCCUGGUUAAGUGUUGUGUUCCUUCACAAAAGCAAACAGGUGCGCAACCAGGUAGCCCAGUUCUGGAAUUCCACGUUUGCCAAGGUGCCCACGUUGCAGUAUCCUCAGCAGCUCAGGAGUGUUCUGAGCCAGGUAAAGCAAAAGAUUCCCAUUAUUCUUCCUGGUUUUGAAGCCGUGGAAGUAGAUGAUGAAUUCAGCACACAGGAUUCCGAUUCUAGUUCCCAGCUGGACACAAAAAUCAGUGGCAUGGAAGUAAAAACUGCGGGCAAGAGGGACUCGAUGCUCACAAGAGCAGCUGACCUGAAGGAGAGUGCUGCCCCGUCACCGAAACCCGUGGCUGUGAAGCUGGAUUUUGGAUCUCCCAAGAUCCCCCGUAGAGAGUUCCUACUGGAAGAGGAGAAGUCGGUGGAUUUUGUGUUUAUACCCCCUGAGCCCAAGGAACGGGUGCUGACGGAACACCAGAAGGAGGUUCUGAGGACAAAAAGAGUUGAUAUUCCAGUCAUGUACAACAAUCUUGAUGCCUCUCAAGAUACGACAUUGUUCUCUCAGUACAGUCAGAGCCAAGAGGAUUCAGUGGAUAAUAAGACUACUAAUGAGAAGGCUGAAGAUGCUCCAGGACAGGAGGUGAAUUGUGAGGUUCAGGAGGAAAAAAUGGAAGCUGAAGAAGUCCCUGCCGUGCACAAAUUGGGCCCAGAGGUAGAUAAGGACGACAGCAGUGUGCCUGCUGAAAUGGGAACGGCUGAAGAGGAAGCAGCUGAAAAAGGUUCCCAGUCUGAUGUGGGACCAUCAAAAUCGGCAGCCCUUACACUGGGGGGUAAAGCCACAGGGGAGGAGAGCGCCGUGGAGACAGAGGAGACCAGCGCCAACAUCAGCAGCAGCUCAGUCUCUUCUGAAAUUGUGUUGGCGACACCCCAAAAAAACGCAAGCCGUCGCCAAUCAUUCAUUACGCUGGAGAAGUAUAAUUCACAAGGAAAGGCAUCCAGUCCUGCUCAGGAUGGCACUUACACAGGCUCGCCGGUUUCUGGGGUCUCGAAGUCUGACAGCCAGGAGGACACAGAGACUCAAACGGAAGACCAGACCCCAGAGCAAAGCCCCUGUCCCGAUGUGGAAGAGGAAGCUUCUCUAGAAGAAAACGGCAGCCAACGUCAGGAUUGCUCGAAACGCGAGAAAGCACAGGACGUGGCGGAGAAGGAGGAAGAGAAGCCUGAAGCAGAGCAUCCUGGAAUCAGUCCCAGCGUGGCUACCGAGGAGGAGGAGGAUGAAGACGAGUGUAUUCCCGAUACGCAGACUGAGCCGCUCAGAUCAGAUGGGGCGAGUUCGGUGGCUGAAGAGGUACGUUCAGGCAGCGAAGAAGAUGCAAAAGAUGAAGCUCCUUCUGCAGAGUCCAAGGAGAACACCCCUCCCACGGAGGAUUCUGAGGAGCAGCAGGUAGAGACCCAGUCAUCUCAGACCCUGUCCAGCCCGAGCGAGCCCAGGCGCUCUUCGAGACGUCGAAGUAAGCCUGUACGCCCCGGGGAAACCUCAGAAAGCCCAGAGAGAGACGGCAAAGACAAACUGAACAAGAGGAACUUGAAGGGUAAGGAAAGCAAGUCCCUUGAAAGAAAAUCUGCCGAGGUUCUGGUAGGUCGAAGUGAGGAGCAGAAGGGCUCCUCGUCCGUUUCCAGUCAAAUGGAAACUCGGUCGCAGGUUCACACUGCCAAGAAGAGUAAGGCAACUCCAGAAGGGGAGGAGAGGGUGAGGAGGAGAACCAACUCAAGCGCUGUGGCGGAGGCUGAAGCCUCGCAAGGGGGCGAAGCAGAGGAUGGGACUCAAGAGUCUUCCCAGGGACGGGGCAGGUACAGGACGAGGAGAUCCUCCCAGGGCCUGCUGUCCAGUAUUGAGAACUCCGAGUCGGACGGUUCAGAGAGUCGGGAAGAAAGCCUUAAAGACCGAAAGACCUCAAAAAGAGGCAAGCCUAGCAAACGUGUAGACGCUCAAGUGACGGAGGGCCCACCCAAAAACGAACAAACGGGAAGAGGUUCGGUGGAAUCUGAAAAAAUGGACAUUGGCAGCGAAUUGGAAAAACAGAACACAAGUCUCUUACAAGCCUCUGGUCCAGAGAUUUCUACCGACACCAGCAUGGCUUGUGAGACUUCAACCCAGGCUGAGCCGGAGGAGAUUUCCGAAGAACAGGCUCAUAAAACGGAUGAUGUAACGGCGGCUCUCGAUGCCGAAACAUCGGCGAAGGCUUCCGGUUCGGAAAACGACGCUUCCUUAAGAGAUGAAAGCCAGAGUGCAAAGACCCCGGUAGAGAAUUGUUCUGCCGAGCCCCCGAGUGCCUCUCAAAGCGCAGGGAGGCGCCCGCUCCUGCACGUGUGCUCUCAUGGCAAGCGAGCCCGGGGGCGCAAGCGGUUCAAGAGCUGCAACUGCCGGAUAGUGGCGGCCCUGCGGCAGGGGCAUGCACGGAAGUUAGGCAAGGAAGAGCCAGAACUGGCUGAAAAGAAUAAGACUUUUUCGGCGGGCGAUGAGCUUAUUUCUGAAAACGGGGCCUCAAAUCUUGAUGGCGCGCCCCGCGGGGAAGGCGUUUUAAGCUCCGAUAAUAGCGUGUUUGAGCCCAGUGACGUGAGUUCCCCGCUGUGCUCUAAUGGUCCGGUGUUAUGCGCGACAUCCACGGGUGACCUGAAUCCGGCGGGUGAAUCGGAAGAGAAGUCGGACAGGGUCGCGCCGGAGGGGUUGAAGGAACAAGAGAGCGUGGAAUCCUCGGUCCCUGGAAAUGAAAGCUCUGUGGAGCCGGCUGAACGCCAAGGUGUAGAAGUGGAUGACGAGGCCAAGCCAGACAGUAUAGAAACCCUAGUGGAAGAAGUCUCUGGCAAGCAGGGGGACAAAGAGCGCCCAGAUUUCCAGCAGACUGAACAGAUGCCGGAAGAGCCGGAGCUCUCCGUGUGUGAAGAUGGUGGUGUGGGUCCCGAGGAUCAGAAGAAACUAGAAGAGGAAGGGGAGGAAAUGAUGGAGUCUAACUGCAUUGAAGCUGCUGAAGUCCCUCUAAACAAUGCUACUGUUGACGAGGGACUAAUUGAACUGUUCUCCGUGUCUAAGCAGACUUUGGAAACCACAUGUUUAGAUUCCCCACCCAAGCAGAAGGAUUGUAACACUGCUGUUGCAGAACAUGAGGUGGGUCAGAGCCCCACCAGUGCAAAGCCGCGUGGCUUUUGGUCUCCUACUGCGUCUCCUUCCACAAGUAUCCUCAAGAAAGGGCAGAAGAGGACCCUGGAAGAUGAUACUCCCUCCCCACUCCACAAGACUCGGCGCGUGUCUUUUGCCAACCCAAUUCAUCAGCAAGAGCUGGCUGAUGAUAUCGAUCGACGUAGCCCGGUCAUCAGGACGUCGAGCAGCUCCCCACGGUCCAGAAACAGCACUUCCUCCGCGUUAUCAUCUGCCACACAGCAAAAGUUUGUGACUACUCCAACAAAGGCUCUAUUGAGCCUGAGCCCCCGCAGCCUUCAUAGUCCAGGAUUCAAGAGCUCGAAGAAGUGCCUGAUAUCGGAAAUGGGAAAGGAGCCGAAGCCCAUCCCCAAGGACUGCGUCUUUCCGGCUUUAGUCAGCUGUACAGCACCAGUGGAGGCCGUCCUUCCACAGCUUACUUCUAAUAUGUGGCAGCGUGGAUUUGGUCAGCUCGUUCGAGCGAAGAAUAUCAAGACAGUGGGUGAUUUAAGUGCUCUCACACCUUCAGAAAUCAAAUCGCUCCCUAUACGCUCACCAAAGCUGUCCAAUGUGAAGAAAGCACUUAAAAUGUAUCACGAGCAACAGCGAAAGGUAAGCAGUGAUGAUCUGAAAGGCUUUGAUGAAACUGAGAAAAUGACCUCUGAACCAGAAGAGAAAGAGGCUCCGGUCAGUAGUGAGGAGAAGACUGCAACAGAUGUGGCUGGAGUACCGGUUCCAGCUGUUGAUGCAAAGCCAGUGGACAUCAUGACUGCGGUCCAAGCUCUAGGAACGCGCCUGACUGAGGAGGAGCUGGGCAGCCUGCCGGCGCGCCAGCUGGUCCUGAUGCAUGAACAGUUGAGUGACAUGAUGAAGACCAUUGUUGUGCAGCUGCAGUCACGAGUCGGCACUCCACUAGGGCAGAGCUCUCCCUGACAGGAGGACCGCUUCUGCGAGGGACAGUUAUUUUUUUAACUUUUAAUAUGGUAGAUGUUUUUGUUAAUAUUUCCUCAAAUUGACCAGAGUAAUCCAUAUCUACCCGAAGAACUGUUGUUAUAAAUAAAUACCUUUUGGCAAUA
This is a messenger RNA of Lepisosteus oculatus (spotted gar), 6978 nucleotides long. Lineage: Eukaryota; Metazoa; Chordata; Actinopteri; Semionotiformes; Lepisosteidae. The record is from RefSeq and is a predicted model, not a curated record.